This is a messenger RNA of Cetraspora pellucida, 306 nucleotides long. The record is from the annotation of a GenBank genome assembly. NCBI's taxonomy places the organism in Eukaryota, Fungi, Glomeromycota, Glomeromycetes, Diversisporales, Gigasporaceae.
AUGACAAAAUUUUGGAAUAAUACACUUCACUCGCUAUUAAAAACUAAAUCUGAAGAUAAUAUGUCAAAAAAUCAACUUUUAUUACAGAUUGAACAGUUAAAGGCAUCUCUUGAAGAACAAAAACGAGAAAAUGCUUUUUUAAAAGAAUCACAUGCUAAUGAAAUUUAUGAACGUGAAAGAGAAGAAAUGGAGAGAAUUUAUAAACAUGAAAGAGAAGUAAGAGAAAGAACUCAUAAACGCGAGGUAGAACUUAUGCAACAAAAUAUUAAUAUAUUAGAACAAAAAAUUAAUGAUUUACAAGCAUGA